Annulohypoxylon maeteangense is the source of this 1254-nucleotide messenger RNA. RefSeq lists its product as uncharacterized. Bases 297 to 1193 code for a protein of 298 amino acids. The record is from RefSeq and is a predicted model, not a curated record. The transcript is spliced from 2 exons. Lineage: Eukaryota; Fungi; Ascomycota; Sordariomycetes; Xylariales; Hypoxylaceae.
CAUCACCGCGUGGGAUACUCAUGUGGUAGGCACCGGAACCGGCGACGGUAGAUAUUCCAACACCGGAAAUAGCUGAGGACGAAACCAACGGAGUGUGUCAGACGGGGCAAUAUAUUCAGCAUCCUCAAGACCUCAGGAACAUGGCCGCACCGCUUCAGAAUUGGCUGUACUCCCCUAAGUUCAUCCACACUGGUUUUCUCCAAGAAAAUUGCGUCAAAUAGAACACACUGACCACAAUUCGUACUCGAUCGUUGUAAAGCUGUCUUAUCGCGAUUCUAUCCGUUCCCAUCACCACCAUGGCUGCCGUUAACGAAAUCCCGACAUCGGUUGACUCGUCGGAAAAGGUCGCCGAGACUUUGAACUUCACCAAUGGCAAGAAUAAGGCUUCACGAGAUGUUGCGUGGUACCAGCCGGAGCUAAAACAGAUCCCGGAGACAGCCAAGCAGAUCUUUCAGAAUUACUCCAAGAUCAGCGACGACGAGAUCUUCAAACACAUCUAUCGGGUACGAGAUGAAGCCUGGGAAAUUCUGCCAUACGUAUGUGUUGGCUGCUUCAGGUUUCUCGACUUUCCAGCAUCCCUUUCGCCCGCGUACCCCGAAGUCCUCGAGCGCGUCCGUGCUGGCGAGACAUUGCUCGAUAUGGGCUGCGGUCUUGGCCAAGACAUACGCAAGUACGUCUAUGACGGGGCUCCUGCCGAUAACCUCAUAGGUGUCGACGUUGAGUCGAGGUUCCACGAUCUGGGCUACGAGCUCUUCAAGGACCGCGAUACACUCAAGGCCCGCCUGGUCACUGGCGACGUUUUCGAGGACGACUUCCUGUCCGAGUUCCGAGGCAAGAUCGAUAUUAUCUUCGUAGGAUCCUUCCUACACCUCUUCACCUAUGAGCAGCAGAUUAAGAUCAUGGCUCACGUGACGAAGCUGUUGAAAAACCGCAAAGGCUCCAUGAUCUUUGGGCGUCAUAUGGCCACUGCUCAAGCGGGAGGCGCCUUCAACACUAGUGCCACGGGGUGGUCGCUGUAUUAUCACAGCCCCGAAACGAUCAACCAGCUGUUGGAGUCUUCGUCGGAAGGAAAGUGGGAUGUCGAAACCAAGCUCAUCCCUUACUCGACCGCUAGCACGGUUGUCGAAAAGGGAAUGACUUGGCAAGGAGGUAAUGAUAUUAAACAGAUGUAUUUCUCAGCUAAGAAGCUAUGAGAAAUCGAGGUAGAAAGUGGAUGAGACCGUGUUGUUGCCAGGCCUCCUCAGUACGGUGUUU